This is a messenger RNA of Phasianus colchicus (ring-necked pheasant), 7888 nucleotides long. Lineage: Eukaryota; Metazoa; Chordata; Aves; Galliformes; Phasianidae. The record is from RefSeq and is a predicted model, not a curated record.
CGCAUCCUGCGAGGAGGGCGGGAGGGAAAAGAGCUGUUGCGCCUUUAAGCAGCGAGCAAAGCAUAUGUCAGGCGCGCAGCCCCUGAGUUGUCCUGCGUGUCUGUGUGCUGAGUAAGGAAUGCGGUUGCAUGCCUGACCCGUUAGCUAUGAGCCGCCGUGGUGGAUGGAUCAGCGGGGCUGCUGCUCAUGUGCUGAGCUCAUUCAGGCUGGAGCGGGAGCUGCACGCGCAGGCAGCCAGCGCAGCGCAGGCAGGGGAAGGGGCAAAGCUGCCCCCCCCACCACCACCCCCAGCCCAUCUUUCCUCUUUUUAGCUUCUUCUGAAAGCUGGCGCAGGGGGAGGCUCUGAGGGCUGCUGAUUCGGCGAGGUGGCGUAGGGUUUUUUCGGCCCGCCAGCUGUUGUUUUGUUAGGGAGAGAGGUGCCCCCGCGAGCAGCAGCUCGGCUGCCUGGAUGCCUGUGGACGUGAUGCUCGCUCCCUCCGAGGACCAGUUCUGGACAGACGUGCAUGAGGGGCAGAUGAAGCUGAAAAUAAGGGUGCGGAGGAUGAAGGAGAGCAGGGACAUGCGAGGUUUGUCAGGCGGCCGGCUCCUUGCCUCGCGAUGCGGACGGAGGGGGCGGCGGGGGGCAGCCUGGCCCCGGCUCUACGCGGGGAUGGAGAUGGGGAGCGCAGCGCGAUACAAAGAGAGCGGGCAGCGGUGAGACUGAGGCGACGAGGAGCGAGAGCACGCAAUGGGCAGAAGCCAUUUGGGAGGCGGCGGGAUGCGAGCGGGCGAUGCGCGGAUGAGGGGUCCGUCCCUCGGGUUUCCCCUGCGGUCCCUGAGGAUGCCGCAUCCCCGGUGAGGGGGAGCGGUGCGGGGCUGAGGGUGGGUGGGGGCAGAGAGGUGUGCGGGGAGCGAUGGAUGGAGCGGCACUGCGGCUGCCGGCGGAGCCAUUUCGCUUCACUCGUGGUGCUGCUGCAUGCCCAGCUGUGGGUUGGUUGCUUUCAGCGAAGGGUUUGGCAGCUUAUUGCUGUGCCGGGUGAAGGACGGGCAGAGGAGGGAGAUAUUAACUGGAGCAGCUUAAAAAUCUGCCGAGCCUGGGAUGACCUAGAUUGCCGAACGGUUGAAUCAAGAAACUUCCCCUCCAUCACCACUUAAAAUGGGAGCCUGCUAAAAGUGCUUGACAGGUUUUUGUGGCACGAACCGCAUAACCCAGCGAUGGUGUCAUUAGUAAUAAGUCAGUCCUGGAAAUGACACAUUUUCCUUUACAUAGAACGAGUAAGGUCGGUCCAAAGCAGCACAGUCACUGGAGGGAAAUGAAGCCCAGCAGCUCUGGGAGCGUGUCCGUGUUUGUGUGGGUGGAGAGCUUCCUUUCUGCUGCUUUUCCUUUUUUUUUUUUUUUUUUUUUUAAGGAAGUUCUCUGCUUGUGCUGUAUGAGCAAUGAGGUGGGGGUCCUGACCUGGGGGACUGAUCCCCAAGGUCUGCUGGGGGUGAUGCUCGGGGAAAUGGGGAAUUCAUGUGAAUCAGGAACAGGGCUGAUUCAUCGGCUUUCUCAUCGCACCCGCUUGGAAAAUAAAAAGGAGCCAGCAAUACAGGUGAUGAAAUGUAGAGCUGAAUGAAGGGAGGAUGAAAGCAGAGCCUGAGCUGGGGAAAGCACAAGGGCUGGGCAGGAUGAAGGGAGGGUGGCAGUGCAGUGUGUAAUGGGAGAACAGCAGAUAGCUCCUCCAUUGCACUGAGAUGGGUGAAAGCAGGAGCUGGAGAGGGCCCAUAUGCGUGGCUGGCUGUGGUAUAUCUAGGAGGGCUGUGCAGGAUUGGGCUUAGCAAUGAUGAGUGCAGAAAGCGUGCUUUGCAGUGACAGGCAGUACAGCAGGGAAGCAGCUCGUCCAUUGCUGCAGCCAGGAGAUGGCAGCUGGCCAGGAUGCAGAGCAGUGGGAAUUCACCCAGUGAGACAGCACCGGGCAUCACUGCUGUAAGAAACAGCAAGGGGAUAGCAGGGGGAAAACUCAACCACUGGCACCAGGAAGCUCUGAGGAAACCGGGAGCUUCCCAGCGUGCAGUGAGUAAUGGUGACAGUAAGCAGCAUUGCAUCACAGCACCCGGCUCAGCUCCCACCCAGCACAAGCAGCAGGGAGCCGACGCUUCACAAGGAGGGAUUUUCCCAGCGGCUUGGAGGAUGACAUGUACUGUGCCUGGCCCCCCUGCCACCCUUCUUUCCAUUCAACCUGCCGUUGAGGCAAGGUUCUUGUAACGUUCCCAGCUCUUGUCAAAAUCUCCCAGAAUCCCAUUUUGGAGGCUGCUCGGCUGCACCCCAGCCCAGCACUGCUGAGAUGUGUGCUGGCGCGUGUGCCUGCUGCCCCUUGCCACGUGCCACCCUGGCAGCAGCUGCCAGCACCGCAGGCAUCUUAAUGAGAGCUGGGCAGAGCCUCUCUCAGCCUCCUCUUGGGAGGUUUGGGAGGGGUUAGGGGUCUUCAGCACAGCAUGGCAGCAUCUCUACGCUUACUGGUCUGUUAGCUGAUAGGCACUGGGGCUGUGCCAGACUGCUGCAAAGGCUCUGGCACCUGCUCAGAAACCCCCAGCAGCUUCUUAAUGUUUGCUAUAGGUACGGUGAGGGUAAAGAGGGCUGUAAAGCACCUCUUUAACACCUGCUGUAGCUCUCCUGCUUGCUCCUGGUCUUGGGGCUUGCAGCUCUGGCUGGCUGCUGCAGAAUGGUGACACGGUGCAGGAACAUAUCGCUUCUUCCCUGUCUCCUUUUGGGCAGGCUGAUGUGUUUUUCCCAGAGUUGGGGACAACAUCUGAGGCUGGAAAACAGAUGAGGUGUCGCUGGUGUCCACACCAUAAGCUCCAUUUCCAAAUGCUGGUGAUAGGAGAAUGGUUGGACUGGAUAAUCUUAGAGGUCUUUUCCAACCUUGUUGAUUCUAUGAUAAAGUGACAAUGGAGAGGUCCCUGGUGUCUCUCUCACCCUCUGGUAUUAUCCAUAUUCCUGGCACCAAUACAGGAGCUCUUUGUUCCCGACAAAUCCACCUUCACUUGAAAGCUGUUUGAUGCACAGCAGGGAGAGCCUAGUGAAGAUGAAGGUGGACGUGGGAUAGCAGUGUGGGACUUCUCCCCUCCCCUGCUGGACACCAGAUACUACCCCAUCUCCAGGGCCAUGCAGCAGGGCUGCAAGUGAUAAUGCCCAGGAUUAUUUCUCUGGGGAUAUUACUGAAAUCCCCCAACAUUUAGGGGUUGUUUUCACCCCCAUCUCUCCCCUGGUGCUGCUUCAUGGCUUCCUGCUUUGCCAGAAGCCCCUCACCAGCAAGCAAGGCCAUGGGAAAACAUCAAGAAGACCCAUAAGCACCAACAUACAUCAGAUAGAACUCCUUCCUGACCCUAAUUCUCCAUGUACCCAGAGGAAGGAAGACCACUGGGCUCCACUGCUCUCUCUGAACAAAGGCUGGGGUGUGCAGCCUGGGAUGCAAAGGGGAAAGCCCAGGUAUUGGUGGGAGCACUGCCAAGGACACUCACCGCCUUUGGGAUUGUUUGGAAGAGCUGCUUUGCUUUCUAAAAAUGCAAGGCAUGCUGGAGCAGCUGGCACAGGCGGGGUGAGUACUGCUGCGGGGUUGGACCAGCAGUGGGUACCCAUCUCUAGGGUUUCCCCUGAGCAGCUGUGAGAGGGGUGGAGAGCGUGGGGGAAAUGAGGACAGGAGGGAUGGAAGCGCAGCUGAAGGAGAUUUGCUUGGGGCCAACGAGUGGCCUAUGCCCCCACUGCUGCUUCCCAUGCAGGGGAGGCCAAGGGGGAGAAGGCAAUGCCUGCGUGUCCCAGCCUGCUGUAGCGAUGAGGUCACCACACGCUCAUGGCUUUUGAAGAGGGAUCUGAAGCUGGAGGCAGCCUCAGGCGACUGUUGAUGGGUAGGAGCAAAAGUGAGAGGCUGGGGAACAGAGCACUGCUCUCUCAUGCUGUACGUGUGCCCCGCUCCCCAUAAACACACUGAGUUUCUCUGGAAACCCUCCACAUCAUUGUGCACAAGUCAAAUCCGUGUCCUAUUACACCCUGCACGCUUGCAGAAGGCACGCUUUCUUCACCAUGCAAACCUUUAUCCCCCAGCUUCUCCCCACGUGUGCCUGCAGCUCGAGUGGGGCAGCGACACGUGUGCAGGGUGCUGAUUUACACUCCUUGGCAAUGGGGACGAGGCACCAGGGUGAGUGGUAACCAGAGCUGCACUGCACCUGUGCUGGGCCUCCUUCUUUUGCUGUGAUUUAAUGUCCCAGUUGAGAGGUGAUGUCAUUUCAGAGGGAGCCAGAGAAGAGGAAGUGCUAGAGAAGAUGAUAAGGUGCUUUAACUCUUUGCCUCCUGACUCAGCCAAGUUUUAAAGCUGAGCCUUGUGUUAGCCACCAGCCAGGGAAAUGUAAGAGAGAGGAGGAAGAUUGGCUGGAGGACGUCUUCUGGGGUUGAUGCAGGAGCUGCUCCCCUGGAGGAGGCUGUAACUUAUAAGAUGCAAGGAGAUGGUGAUGGAGGAUGGAGUGAGUGUGAUUUCAUGCCCUGCUCUGAUUUCCAGAAGUUUCCUGCAGAAGAAUCAGCAGAACUACUACAAAAUCCUGGAGAAGGUAUACUGAGCAUGCCAAGCCUGCCCUGCUUCCAAGAGGAGAGGCUGAGUGGAGCAGUCAUUAGUAAGGGCUCAUUAAAAGGACUCAUUCCAUUGCAGAGAUAGGCAGUAGUGUUGAAUCCUGUGGUGCUAGAUCCAAGAUAGGAACUUUCAAAAGGAGGGUCCCAGUCAAACCCCGGAGUCUUCACUGCCCUUUGGGUGAUGUACUCAUUUUUUAUGAUUGGGAAGACCUCUGGGAAUGUUGGUUGGGCUGAUAUAACCCAAGGUGCCCCCUAUUACAAAGAUGUACUGCUCAGCUGUCGUCUUCUGGGAGGGAAUGAGGUUGGGCCACCAUCUUACUGUACCCCAGGGAAUAGGAUCACUGUGCAAGAGAAGUCAUCGUAGUCUUCCAGUGCUGGCAAAUAAUGUUCCAUGUUUCCCUUUCCACAUUCUGUAUUUGGUUGCGUUGUGACUGCACACAACGGUAGAGGCUGCAAGCUCAGAUCCCUUUUCAAGCCACACCAUUAACUGUAGCUGAGUCUUUCACACUACAGAGCACGACUCCACAAAUCAAGAUAACCAGUGCCCUUAUGUGACCAUGCAUGAUGUGCAGCAGUGCUUUGUGUUGCUACAGCAAUGCUCGCUGCCAAAGCCUCUAUUCCUGCCUCGUGAGCGGGAAAUUGUCUUUGGGGCAGGUUUGUUCCCAUUUAGACCAUGCAUUUGAUGGUGCUAGACACCAUACCAUUGUCAGAUGCCACCUAUUGCAGCCCUGGCUGGGCAUUUUCUCGAUAGUGGGCUUUGAUAUGCUGAGAUGGUAUGAGUAGGUUGUUGCAGAACACUGGGCACAGCUUGCUGUCAUGUUCACCCAGGUCAGACUGUGAAAAAUGGUGAGGAAAUCUGUUCAAGAUAAAUUAGAUUUCUCCCCUUCUGGCAAAAUGUACAUUGCAGACCCCUCUACAAUUUUGCAGGCUCCCUUUUCUAAUUAGUGCCACCGUGCAAACCGGGCCAGCCUUUGGCUAUUAGAAAGGCAGGAAAUCUGUGCACGAUAUCGCUGCCAGACUGUGAGCCAGCUCGAGUGCAAUGGCCUACAGGUAGCCAUGUGGUACUCUGGUCAGAAAUCCCAGGCUUGGGCUUGUUCAGCAAUAGCCCAUCAAGUCUUCCUGCCCUGGUGUUUUUUACUAGCAAAAAGUGACCCUAGUUAUCCCCAGAGGGUAAGCAAGUUCCUGUCAUUUGUCUGGAUGAAGCUGUGAAAGGCAGGAGGCAAUGCAAGGUCGUUUCAAGUUGCACCAGAGGAGGUUUAGAUUGAACCUUUGGAGAAAUUUCUUUAUGGAGAAGGUGAUCCAGCAUUGGGGUGGGCUGCCCAGGGAAGUGGUGCAGUUCUCAUCCCUGAGAGGUACUGAAAAUGUGCGUGGAUGUGGUGUUAAGUUUAGUGAUGGAACUUGGUAACUCAGAUUAAUGGCUGGGCUUAAUGGUCUUGAAGGUCUUUUCCAAACCUACAUGAUUGUAUGAUUCUAAGUUACCUCACAUGUGCAUUAAUAUCCAGCUGCAGCAGGAAAAAAAAAGAGCUGGCUCUUCUGUGUGUGUAUGGCACAGUCAUCGCAAUGUGUCUGCACUGGUUAACAAUGGUUGUUGGAUUUCUGUUCUGCAAAGCUCUGCACUCAUCAUGGGCAAUUAUCACCAUUUCAUCCCCAGCCCUCCAGGUGACAAGUACUGCUGGUCCCGGACUUGCUGCUGUGAGCUCAAUGCCCCUGUUUUCUCUGCAGGAGGCUUUGCCACCUUCUCAUCCUGUUUCCCGGGGCUCUGUGAGGGGAAGCCAGCUGCCAUCCUGCCGAUGAGCAUCUCCCAGCCCUGCUUGCCUGUGGCCAAUGUCGGCCCCACACGCAUCCUGCCGCAUCUCUACCUGGGCUCCCAGAAGGAUGUCCUGAACAAGGACUUGAUGACACAGAAUGGGAUAAGCUAUGUCCUCAACGCCAGCAACUCCUGUCCCAAGCCAGACUUCAUCUGUGAUAGUCACUUCAUGCGCAUUCCUGUCAAUGACAACUACUGUGAGAAGCUGCUUCCCUGGUUGGAUAAAUCCAUUGAAUUUAUUGACAAGGCCAAGGUGUCCAGUUGCCAAGUGAUCGUGCACUGCUUGGCAGGGAUAUCCCGGUCAGCCACCAUCGCUAUCGCCUACAUCAUGAAGACCAUGGGUAUGUCAUCCGACGAUGCUUACAGGUUUGUUAAGGACCGCCGCCCAUCGAUCUCACCCAACUUCAACUUCCUGGGCCAGCUCCUGGAGUACGAGAGGAGCCUAAAGCUCCUUAAGGCCCUGAAGGCCCAGGGCGACCGGGGUGAGGGAGAAGCUCCUCAGGACCCAACCGAGGCACCCGAGGCUGGCAGGCACCCCACACCGUCUACCUCAGAGAAGGUUGAGGACGUACCGAGAAGCACAACCUCUGCACCCCCACCCAGUGACCCUGAAAGGCAAGGUGGGCCGCCCAAGGUCUUGUCACCCACAGCACUGCAGCAGGGACUCAAUGGCUUGCACCUUUCCUCGGAGCGCAUCCAGGACACCAACCGCUUGAAACGCUCCUUCUCCCUGGACAUCAAAUCCGCCUACUCCCCUGGCCUGCGGCAGGACCCCCCAGGCCUUCCCAGCACUGGGGAGGCCCCCAAGCUCUGCAAGUUGGACAGCCCCUCGGCACCCAGCGGCCAGUUCUCCCCAGUGCCCGACAGCCCCGACUGGCCCAGUGGGCCAGACCUCCUGCUGGAAGCCAAGGUGAGGCAGCGACGCAAGCACCGGCACCAAGCCGGCUCACCAGCCCACGGCCUCAGCCUCAACAUCGGCUCUGCCCGCAAGAGCCCCGGGGCGGACGACAGCCUCCAGCCAAGGCUCAGCCUGCCUGGCCCACCACAGGCCUCCAAUGGCUCCUGGGGGAGCGUCCACCUCGAUUCCCCCAGCACCCCCUCCUCUGAGGGAGGAUGGUACUUCGGCACGGACUCAGCCAGUAGCGGUGGCGGUGGCACCGGCGGUGGGACGCUGUUCAGCGGCACCAGCCCGUACCCCCCGUUUGGUUGCAAUGGGAUGACGGGGGGCUGCGAGAUCAGACUGAGGGACAAGCAGCGGGCCGAGGCGCGGGAUGGGAGGCACAGCUGGCAUGAGGAAGCCGGCGCCGAGAAGCAGUUCAAGAGGAGGAGUUGCCAGAUGGAGUUCGAGGAGACCAUGUCCGAGGGCAGGUCCCGGGAGGAGCUGGGCAAAAUAGGCAAACAGUCGAGCUUUUCGGGCAGCAUGGAGAUCAUCGAGGUGUCCUGACACCCAUCGUGGGUGGUUAGAGAGAAAGGGGUGGGGGGAUAUUUAAGAUGGGGAGAGA